Acaromyces ingoldii is the source of this 1086-nucleotide messenger RNA. RefSeq lists its product as hypothetical. The record is from RefSeq and is a predicted model, not a curated record. The transcript has 3 exons. Lineage: Eukaryota; Fungi; Basidiomycota; Exobasidiomycetes; Exobasidiales; Cryptobasidiaceae. The coding region runs from base 388 to 1005 and encodes 205 amino acids. Gene Ontology annotation, molecular function: metal ion binding.
AUCACGACUGUCUCUGUGCUGACUCUGGUCUGUCGGGAUGGGCAUGGGCACUACGCGGCCUUUCGAAAGCGCUUUGGCCCUCGCCGUGGAGGUCUCGAAAGUCACGAGACGCGUUACAUAAGCAAGCACCCCGGUACUUUCUUUCCCUGUUUUUAUUUUUUGAGAAGAAAGCAAAGCCGCGCGCCCGAGAAAGAGUGAGUCUGAAGAGAGAGACAGAGGGCAAGGAAAGAAAAGAAAAAAAAAGAGCGAAGAAAAGAGCGAAAAAGGGAAAAGAGCGCCGCUUGUCUGUCGGUCGACGGUCCCUUCUUUCCUUCUCGACCGUUAUCACCCUCCCUCUCUCUCCCCUUCUUUUCCCCCACAGAAGACUCGCCUCGACGAAUCCUGACGAUGGCCUCGGAGAUGAGAGACGACGUUUCGCCGCGAGCAGACGAAGGCGCCCCCGUCGCUGUUCCGGAGCAGCAGCAGCAGGGAGGCGAGUCGGCCACACCGUCGUUCUUUGAGCGCCGGCCACAGCAAGAAGGGCCGCACGGGCGCAAGGACUCGCAGGCGAACCUGCCGCCGCCCGAGGUGGCCCGCAUGAUCCCUUGCCGCUACUUUCCCAACUGCAGCUACGGGGACAAGUGCAUCUUUGCGCACCCGCUGCCAGCAGGGCCCAUGCUCUACCAGCAGCCGCCGCCGCCGGGCCACCACUAUGGCUAUGCGCCGCAAUUCUACCCCAUGGCGGGCCCUCCCCCGCCGCCGCCGCCAAUGGGCCCCGUGCCGCCGAUGCCGGUGCACUUUGCGCCGCCCAUGGCGCCCCACCACCCCCACCACCCCCAGCACCACGGCCCACCCCACCACGCACAGCAGCAGCAGCAACAACAACAGCAACAACAGCAGCACCUGCACCACCACAGGCAGCUACGACGGUGGAGCAGGGAGAGGAGAACCAGGAGCAGGGAGACAAGGCGCAUGCAGACCGGGAACAGGGAGACAGGGAGCACGCAGACAAGGAGCAGGAGGUGAAGCACAAGACAGAAGACAACGCUGUGGCCUCGUCGUCGUCGUCGUCUUCGGCGGUGGCCUCGCCUGCGCCGGCCGUCGAUG